AUGAAGCCAGUAGAUGACACCUUCUUCGAAGCCGAACCAACGGUGGCGGAAGAACUCAAACAAUGUAUCCCUACGAAAGAUGGCACAUUACGAUAUUUAACGUCUCUAUUUCCCUGCUUUGGUUGGCUACCACGGUAUAAUUGGCGAUGGCUUGUCGGUGACAGCAUUGCUGGUCUUACCGUUGGCCUUGUCGUUAUUCCUCAGGCUAUGGCAUAUGCGCUACUGGCUACGUUACCGCCUGACUUCGGACUGUAUACUUCCUUCGCCGGUGCGGCGACGUAUUGGCUUUUCGGAACGUCGAAAGAUAUCGUUAUCGGAACUACAGCCAUUGGCUCGUUACUCGUCGGAGAAGUCGUCUCACACGUCCACGAAGCACGACCGGAUACAUACACAAGCGUCGAGAUUGCCAAAACACUAUCGUUCAUGACCGGCCUUAUCCUCUUCGCAUUAGGUCUUCUUCGUCUUGGCUGGCUUGUAGAAGUCAUCCCAUACAUCCCCGUCUCGGCGUUCAUUACCGCUGCCAGCAUCAUCAUCAUGUGCACACAACUGCCAGUCCUGCUGGGCAUCCCUGGUAUCAACACACGAGAGAAGCCAUACGAGGUCUUUAUCGCGACGAUGAAGAAUCUUCCCAACACCAAGCUUGAUGCUUCUAUUGGUAUCACUUGUUUGGUGCUGUUGGAGUUGGCCAAGUACACUUUUACAAAGUUGGAGGCGCGACAGCCUGCGAGAAAGCGACUUUGGUCGAUUAUGUCCUCUCUGCGUCUCACCUUUGCAAUGAUUCUGUACACACUUGUUAGCUUUCUGGUCAAUCGAAACUUGUCAGAGGAUGAAAGCAAGUUUCGAAUUGUCGGCCACAUCAACCAAGGCUUCAUUCAUGCUGGUCCACCAGAACUCAAGCCAGACCUUAUCGGUGUCAUCUUGCCACAAAGCCCCAUUAUUCUUGUGAUUCUCAUCGUCGAGCAUAUCGCUAUUGCCAAGAGCUUUGGCAAGAAGCUAGGUUACGAUGUUGUCCCAUCCCAGGAAAUUAUGGCUCAAGGAACUGCAAACAUCCUCGGGCCCUUCCUAGGUGGAUACUCAUGUACUGGUUCAUUCGGCGCGUCGGCUGUUCUAUCCAAGGCUGGAGUAAGAACACCACUAGCUGGACUCUUCAGUGCAUUCAUGCUGCUUCUCGCUCUUUACGCUCUGACUGGAGUUUUCUACUUCAUUCCCAGAGCAGCACUGGCUGGACUUAUCAUCCAUGCUGUUUUCAAUCUCAUUGCUUCGCCUUCUACCGUGCGCAAGUAUUGGCAUCUAUCGCCAUUUGAGUGCAUUAUCUGGGUCAUUGGCGUUGUUAUGGCUGUCUUUACCGGCCUUGAACCAGCCAUUUACACCACAACAGGUCUCUCAUUCCUGCUUUUGCUCGUGCGUAUUGCACGAACGAGAGGCGAAUUUUUGGGCAAAGUUGAAGUUGAGCAGAAUGACAAGACAUCAAUAAAUACCGACGAGAAACCUUCUACUCGCGACAUUUACUUGAGUCUGGAGCGAAACGAUGCUUCCAACAAGGACAUCUUGGUAGAAGGCCCUGGCGGCGGAGUUCUCAUUUAUCAUUUCCCCGAAGGCCUGAACUACCUCAAUCAGGCACAACACCUGAAGAACUUGACAGAUUAUGUCUACACUCACACAAGACGUCCAGACGAAGAGCAAACAGAUGAAAAGACUGAGGCUCUUUGGUGCGACACAUCCGGGUUGUGCAAACAAGACAACGAACUACCCGUACUACGCGCCAUCGUCAUAGACUGCUCAACAAUUAAUAAUAUCGACAUCACCAGCGUCCAAGGCUUGGUAGAUGUCAAGAAUGCUUUAGACCGAUGGGCAAGUCCAUCCACCAUACAAUGGCAUUUCGGCGGCUUGCACAACCGAUGGGCACGACGCGCUCUAGCAGCCGUCGGCUUCGGCCAAACCAGUACAGAAAACGAUCCGUUAAUCGCAAGCUGGGCAGCUGUUCCGUCAAUAACAUCAUCCUUUGGGGAAGCAACAGAAGGCGACCACAGAAGACAAGAUGACGAGAGCUCAAUUGGCACACGACACAAUGACUUCAGUGGCGACAAAAAGCUGUGCCCAGUGUUUGCAGUGGACAGACCAUUGUUCCACGCGGAUCUUGGCGAAGCGGUGAGUGCGGCUUUGAAGUACGCGCACAAAAGCGAGUGCCGUUCCCAUUCGCACACCGACUCGGAAUAA
Messenger RNA from Fusarium coffeatum, 2217 nucleotides. RefSeq lists its product as uncharacterized. Gene Ontology annotation, cellular component: membrane. The transcript has 3 exons. NCBI's taxonomy places the organism in Eukaryota, Fungi, Ascomycota, Sordariomycetes, Hypocreales, Nectriaceae. Gene Ontology annotation, biological process: transmembrane transport. The record is from RefSeq and is a predicted model, not a curated record. Gene Ontology annotation, molecular function: secondary active sulfate transmembrane transporter activity. Bases 1 to 2217 code for a protein of 738 amino acids.